Saccostrea echinata is the source of this 1770-nucleotide messenger RNA. RefSeq lists its product as uncharacterized. NCBI's taxonomy places the organism in Eukaryota, Metazoa, Mollusca, Bivalvia, Ostreida, Ostreidae. The record is from RefSeq and is a predicted model, not a curated record. The coding region runs from base 1 to 1770 and encodes 589 amino acids. Gene Ontology annotation, biological process: protein ubiquitination. Gene Ontology annotation, cellular component: cytoplasm. The transcript has 15 exons. Gene Ontology annotation, molecular function: ubiquitin-protein transferase activity; zinc ion binding.
AUGGACACAGAGGGGAUCACGAUAGAAAUGAGUUCUGCUGACAUCUCUCAGGGAAUGCAGUCAGAAGAUGUUACAGACCUCGCUGAAAAGGAAACUGAUGUUGAUGACAGUCCAUCAGAUUCAUCGGAAGAAAGUGACAAUGAUAAUGCAGAAAAGAAUGCAGGGGAUAUCCAAGAUCAUUAUUCGGUACACGACAUUGUGCAGAACUGUUGCACCUUUGCUGGAAUGGAAAUCAUUGAUUACUUUGAUAGAGAAAAAACAAAAGCGGGAUUACGUGUAGUUCGUGGAGUGGAUUGGGAUAAAGGAGAUGAAGAUGGAGGAGAAGGAAAUGUUGGAACUGUUAUAGAAGUCCUGGAUAACUCUCAACAGGUGCGCGUUCAGUGGGACUCCCAGGAGACGGCCAACUGUCACGAGAACCCGGACAAGUUUAUUUAUAGAACGGGGAAGGACAGGAAAUACGAUCUGCGCCUUUUUGAUAACGCGCAGACAGGCGUAUAUCACAAAUUUGUUCAAUGUGAUGGCUGUGACGAGACACCACUACGGGGAAUGAGGUGGCGAUGCUUGCAUUGUGAAGACUUUGACUUGUGUACAGACUGUUACAUGUGUGAUGAGCAUGAUUUAGACCAUGCAUUCGAAAGACACCAGGGAAUGAAAACAAUGAGUGUAAGCGUAGGAAUGCGUGCUGAUUUAGAUUACCUUGUAGCAAAUGGAAUAUUUCAAGAUGUGAAUGUUAAAUCAAGGAAAGAUCCAAAACUGAAAGGAACUGUCAACUGUAUUGAUAAUGACAUAGCUACUGUUUAUAAUUGCGAUGCCAAAGUGGCAUGGAACAAUGGAGUAUCCACCAAGCAAUACAGGAUAGGACGGGAAGGAAAAGUGGAUAUCAAAUACAAAAUGCCCGGGGAAGUGCCGUACUUUGAGGAUCAUUUGCAGGAAAUCCAUAAAGCUAAUGCAACAGAAGGAGUACGCGUGUUGAAGAAAACAAACUUGAGAGAAGCAAUUGUAGGAACGAUAACUUUCGUAAAGGACAUAGAAAAGGAGACACAGGGCUUUAAACGAGGACCUCGGCGCCAAAGUAAUAGACAUUCUGCACACAACUUAAUAGAUCGGGCAUCCUUCAGACGCCAAAGAAGAUUAUCUCAGGUUAAGAGCAUUGUAGAUGAUUCCAAGAUUAUUGAACAUUGUCUUGUAACUGUGCAAUGGGAUAACGGUGAUAUAUCUGAAAAUAUUGACACCAGUUCUGGGGAGGUAUUGCUUCUGGAUAAUAGUCAGACAGGGAUUAAACAAGAUGCUAUGUGUGAUGGAUGUGCAACCAGAAGGAGAAUAAAAGGAGUGAGAUGGAAAUGUUCUCAGUGUCCUAACUAUGAUCUUUGUACACCUUGUUAUAUGUCUGGAACAGAUGGACACCUUGGCCACAUAUUUCAACGAAUUACAGAGCCAACAAAAAGAACAGUUUUAAAGACAACGCGGCAAUCAUUAACAAUGAAAACAGCCCUUGGGAUAUUCAGAGGAGCCAUAGUACAGAAAAUAGGAGAUGAAACUGGAGUAGUUGGUACUGUAGAGAGUAUAUGCCAUUACAAAACAAACAAUGCCAGAUGUGUUGUUGUUGUGGACAGAGAGAAAGACGAGAACCAAGCCAGAGGACCAUUCACUGAUUUUCAAAUUGAGAAGGAAUUGAAAUAUUACUGCUAUUAUCCAACCCAUCUACCUGAUUUGGGAAAAGAUAUCCAAGGAUAUGUCAAAGCUAGACAGGAAGGAAAACAGCAGGUAUAA